UGGACUAUCUCUGCAUAGUCUUUGGAUAUACAAGAAUGAGUGGCGUUUCUGGUUUUGUUUAUUGAGAAGCCGGUAGUGUUGUUUGUAUGCUCUGAAAUAAGCUGCACGGACGGUGACAUUUAUUAUGGAGGAAGAAAUUGAUGAUAUAUGCCGUCUUUUCGGCAUCUUGUCGAUUGAUGUCAAUCGACGACACACCCUGAAGGAGAUAUUAAAUUUAGUUGGAAGCGUCAGGAAAGAAACACUGCAACGUGUUGAAGUGGAAAUACAGUUGCCACGCUUGUUUGACUGUCUGAAUACAUCGGACGAGGAAGAAAUCAAGUUGUCUUGUGCAAUUUUGGAUAAAAUUUUACCUGAUAUGAAUCCAGAAAUUGUGUUCACUCGUUGUUUGCCGUGCUUACAAAGAGCGCAGAAUCAUCCAAUGAACGAAGUUAGAUCCAUUGUUUUGAAAGUCCUUCUGAAAGCAGUGGAAUUCGAGAGCCUGUUGCCAGUGAUCUGUGAGCAAGGCUUAUUGGCAAACUCAGUUACGUGUCUGUUUACAAACGACCUGCACCUCACAAAACUUGCAUCGGAAUUUAUAAUAAAAAUGUCUAAGAAUCCAAUGACAAUGAAGACUGUUUUAUCUGGACAACCUUUGAGUUAUAUGCAGACAUCUAAAGCAAUGAAUUCAGAAUUCUCAUUCAGAGUUUAUGAGGUGAUCGUGGGAAUUGCUUUAACAUCUGAAGAAGGUUUCGUGGAGUGUGUAAUGUGUGGUCUAUUACCAGAACUGAUCACUGAAGUUAAACAAGAGGAUCCCCUGAUGCAAUUAAAUGCAUUAGACCUCAUCGGAAAACUUGCUGAAACAAGUUAUGGAUUUAAAUACCUUGAAACUGAAGGAGUUAUAAUAUACAUUUGUUCUAAAUUUACGCAAAUGUACACUGAUCCAUCACUUUCUUUGUUGUUGCCAGGAUACAUCAAGUUCUGCGGAACCCUAGCUCAUGCACAUCCUAUAGAGAUGGCCACUCUGCAUCCAGAUAUUAUACAUUUUAUGGUUGGGACAAUUGUGACUGAUGCAACUGAUCCAGUCUCUUUGAUUGUCUUAUUAGAAACGUUAGCAUACAUUGCAUCAUCACCAGAAGGGAAAAAAAUUCUUCAUUCUUUGGGUGAUGCAAUACCCAGAUUGAUGGCAAAUUUUGAAGAGUAUAUGAGAUACCUUCCAUCAGAGUUGAAAGAGAGAGCUAUGAGUGCAUUUGGAGGCAUCUUAAGACUGCAGCCUGAAGAGCAGACAGAAGAAUUGCUGCAUGUGACAAAUCACUGGUUUUCCAGGAUACAUGCAACUCCAUUGGAUUUAAUUAUUGCAUACUGUUACCAGCCAUUUCCUGACGUGCAGUUGGCAGGUCUCAAGCUCAUACAAGUUAUUGCAGAACAGCCAUGGGGAGUCCAGGAAAUCAAUAAACAAAUUGGGCUGAUUGAGUUCCUGUUAGACAGAAAGAGGGCCAGUAGUAAGGAAAGUAGAGAAAUAAAGUAUGAAAUUAUACGGUCUCUACUUCAUUCACAUAUAGCUGAGUCUGUAUUCAGCCCAAACAUAUUGUCUCAAAUGAGAGAGUACGUAAAUCGUGGACCAUUCUAUAUUGAAGCUAGUACAGAAGUUGCUGUUGAAGAGAAGGCAAAUUAACUGCAGUACAUGGUACCCAGGAGAACUGAAGACUGAGUAGCUGUUGGUAUUAAAAUAUCACAAUGUUAUGUUGUUGUUUCUGUAUGUUUCAGUAAUUUGUGGACCUUGUGAAUCACAACCAAAGUAAUGUUCAGUAUAGCAGCAUUUUAUAAAAUUUGUUUAUUUAAUUCACCCAUUAACAUAUUGACAUGUUUUUAGAAAUUUUGCUCCAAAAGCAGUGUUUUUUAUUUAUGAAAAAGUCCUUAAUGAGUGACAUUACAUACAGAUAUAUAAGGAUAGCUUUUAAAACUCAAAACUCUGUCAAAAUAACAAAAUCUAGACUACUCAGGACUUUAUGUUAGAGGUAUAUUUCCGCCAAAAAAAUAUUAAGUUAUUGCUGUUUGUUCUUCAUGUAGUACUCAGUCUUAAAAGAUAUUGGAUAUGUUUUCUUUUUAAAUGAUUUGUGUGUUGGCUUUAUUUUUAGUCAUGAAAUCUGAGACAUUUGUAAUGGCUGUGGAAAUCUAAUUUCAAUGAUAUUUACUGUUUUGAACGUUUCAGCUAAGAAGAAAGAGGAGUUGUUUUCUUAAUACUAGAUUCUUGUUUCAUGAAACUGUUAACUGUUACAUAUAUCUACCAAUAAAUGUUUUUAUUUUGAAUUAA
Molecule: messenger RNA, 2290 nt
Organism: Schistocerca serialis cubense
Lineage: Eukaryota; Metazoa; Arthropoda; Insecta; Orthoptera; Acrididae
Product: 26S proteasome non-ATPase regulatory subunit 5-like
Exons: 8
Coding region: 125-1651 (508 amino acids)
Biological process (GO): proteasome assembly
Cellular component (GO): cytosol
Source: RefSeq, a predicted model, not a curated record